Acanthochromis polyacanthus (spiny chromis) is the source of this 2571-nucleotide messenger RNA. Its product is annotated as forkhead box protein Q1-like. Gene Ontology annotation, molecular function: RNA polymerase II cis-regulatory region sequence-specific DNA binding; DNA-binding transcription factor activity, RNA polymerase II-specific. The record is from RefSeq and is a predicted model, not a curated record. The coding region runs from base 24 to 1289 and encodes 421 amino acids. Gene Ontology annotation, biological process: anatomical structure morphogenesis; cell differentiation; regulation of transcription by RNA polymerase II. The transcript has a single exon. NCBI's taxonomy places the organism in Eukaryota, Metazoa, Chordata, Actinopteri, Pomacentridae.
CUUUUCUUCUUCUCUGGCGUGGCAUGUCAGUGUCCAAUUGUAAACAUACAUGUACUAUAUCACUCAAUGGCUUCAAUGGAUUCGGGCUGGAAACUCCGCCUGUGGGCCGUCCCUUGCCGAGGCAUUAUAUUAUAGCAAGACAAGCGUGUCUCCGGAGACAGAUCUUUAUUCUGCUGUUCCAAACUGAGGCUCAGGGUGCCUUCAGCGCUACAGUCGAGCCUCUGCACCACAGCAACACUCUGCUGUCAGGACUCCUACACCUGCUCCGGUGCUCAGCCGAGACUAUAGCCUACUCCGACAGAAGAGACACAUCAGGCUGUCAGGUUACUGAGAGGAGAGGAGAUCCUGUUUUGUUUUGUUUGUUUGUUUGUUUGUUUUGUUUGUUUUGUUUUUUCGGAGAGAUGAAACUGGAAGUUUUCUCUGCCCACCACUUCGCGCAGAAGCCGCUGGAGUUGUGUAUGGACGCGGACGGAGGAGUCCCGUCUCCGCUGUCAGGAGACGAACUGGGGUCGGAUGGGGACUGCGUGGCCAACAGCCCGGCACCUGUCACACAGAGCGUCGACGGCGGCAAGGGGAAGCCCUACACCCGCAGACCCAAACCUCCCUACUCCUACAUCGCCCUCAUCGCCAUGGCCAUCCGGGAGUCCAGCAGCGGUCGCCUCACUCUGGCAGAGAUCAACGACUACCUGAUGAAGAAGUUCCCGUUUUUCCGCGGCAGCUACACCGGCUGGAGGAACUCGGUGCGCCACAACCUGUCACUCAACGAUUGCUUCCUCAAAGUGCUGAGGGACCCGUCCAGGCCCUGGGGUAAGGACAACUACUGGAUGCUCAACCCGCACAGCGAGUACACCUUUGCUGACGGAGUGUUCCGUCGCAGGAGGAAGCGCAUCGCCAAGAGGCCCCAUAAGGAGCAGGAGAACCCGGACAUCCUCAGUGAGGACACCCGCCUCCCCGCCCCGGAGGAGAGGGUGGGGGCAAAGUUCUCCAGCGCCUUCGCCAUUGAUAGUAUCCUCAGCACACCUUUCAAACGGAGGGAGGAGAGCCAUGCUGAUGCAGAGCACCCCAGGCCUCGGGUGUACUGGUCCCCAGGGGCCCACCUGCUGCCCUACACUCUGAACUACCCGACACAGCAUACUUACCUGUCAGAGGCAGCGUAUAGCGGCACAGAGCCCAGCAGGGAUGCUCCCAUGUACCUCCAGCACACCGCAGCCGGCAUGGCCGCACCUGAGGCUGCUUUCAAGAUGCCCAGCAAGGCGCGAGGUUUCCAUAUAGAUUCCUUGCUGUCGUGAGACACACGGACUGCUUUCAGACGCGUGCGUUUUGACACAUGGUGUGCACUUUUGUGGGUGAUUUUAGCUUUGAGUGAUUUAACUGUUUAAGUGUAUGGGACUGUGUGUCUCAUCAGGACUACUGUCAGUGAUUUAGCAGUGAAAAGAAACAACAUGGCAUGUUGUCUGUAUAGAUCUAUGUGGUAACUUAAGCAAAUUAGUAGUGUCAUCACAAUACAUUCCACUGUGUGUGUGUGUGUGUGUGUGUGUGUGUGUGUGUGUGUGUGUGUGUGUGUGUGUGUGUGUGUGUGUGUGUGUGUGUGUGUGGUUUAGAGAGUGAGUACUCAUCUAUCCAUGGUUCAUUGGUCAUUUCUACUAUGACGGCUGCCAAGUACCAUGUUAAAACAAAAUCCUAUCAGUCUAUUUAUACUUUCAUGUUUUGUACGACCUGCUGUAUAAAUAUUGUUGUGUGUGUGUGUAUAUAUAUAUAUAUAUAUAUAUAUAUAUAUAUAUAUAUAUAUAUAUAUAUAUAUAUAUAUAUAUAUAUGUAUCUGUGUAAAAAGAUACUGACUAUGCUGCGUUUCGAUUCACGUGGCUGCACUACAAACGUAUGUAAAAAUGUCCCGUGCAUGCCUGUUAUUUUUAUGAAUAAAAAAAACUUGAAACAAUGGAAGCAUGUCAUUCACUGAGUUGUUCAUUGCAGACCUGAAAGGGGAAGGUCGAUGUUAGAUCAGAGGCAGCUGCUGAAGGGAGCGGGUGGGCUUUAUACCUGCUCAACAGCAGUGUCUAUGGUAGAUUCUAUUGAAAAGACAAAAAGCGAAGGAAUUGAUUGGUUCCAAUAAUAGCCUAGAAUCAAACUUCACAUCCAGGUUCCUGUCUUUGAGCUCCUAUAGAUUUUUGUGAAUAUUUGUCAGGAGUUACUUAUUCCAGUGGCAAAAAUAAUCAGCGCAGCAACAAGUAAAAUAAAAUAACAGGUCAAAGAAUAAAUAUUAAACCCAACACUCCCAGUUAUGUUGCUGUCAGUCCACAUGGACGUCAAAAGACACCAGCAAUACCUCUGUUGCGGUGAAAUGUGUGUACAUAAGUUUUCACAUUACAUUUCAGACAAGCAGUUCUACAAAUAAAAUCUGCCAGUGGCCGAAUUCGAAUGUAAUGAUUUCCACCCAGAAGAACCAAUCAGGAAUUAAGGGAAUUUACGUACAAUUAAUGUUAAAUUGUAUUUAUUGUUGUUAUUUUUGUAUUGUGCUACAUAGUGUAGGCAAAAACGUCAUUUGGUGGUACAGCUGGUGUAAUAUCAUGAUCA